Molecule: messenger RNA, 1467 nt
Organism: Ramularia collo-cygni
Lineage: Eukaryota; Fungi; Ascomycota; Dothideomycetes; Mycosphaerellales; Mycosphaerellaceae
Exons: 5
Coding region: 1-1467 (488 amino acids)
Source: RefSeq, a predicted model, not a curated record
AUGACCACCGAAGAGCUUGAAGCUACAUCAGUCGAACCUGAGAUUGCUGAGCCGACUCCUGCUAUUCCAGACUAUCUCACAUCUCCAAAUGCUGUCUUCAACGAUGAAGGAGUUCAGUGGCGUUACGGUCGACCUCCGGACUACUCAAAGACUCGCAAAGUCUGGGCCGAGGGCAAGACGAUGAACCACACUGCGGGCAGCUUACCACAAUUGGUCGAGAACCUUGUGAAGAACUGGGAAGUGGAAGCCUCUUUCAAACCCAGACUAUCAGAUUGGCGGACUAUCGACCAUGCAAACUACUCCUUCGCAAUGGGAGGAGGCCCGGCUCAAACUGCCGAGCACAUGAUCAAAGUGGGCACCUAUAACGGAAUCAUCGCGCCGAACGAGUACUACAGCCCAGAGAACUCAGACUUCAACUCCAGCCAUAAGACGUUUAAGCGGAUGAUGCCUACCUUUGCGUGGGAGGUUUUGGAAGUCUACAGCGGUCCACCUCGAGUCUCUUUCCGCUGGCGCCACUGGGGUGUCAUGAAGAACGAUUACAUUGGCUUCAAUAACAAGGGAGAAAAGGUCACGGCCAAGGCUCAUGGCGGCCUGAUUGACAUUCAAGGCGUCACAGUCGCGGAUGUCGACGAGAAGAUUCGGCUGCAAGCUCUCCAGACAUGGAUGGAUCCGCUAGAGAUGUUCCGCCAAAUUGCACCGCAAGGAGUUGUCAGAAAAGAUGCUAUAAAUCGCAAGGUGGAUCUGGAAGCCGCGCUCGACGACAACGAUGAGCAAGUGGCGCCUGAACACAACAAUGAGGCCGAAGYGCCAGGGGAAGUACCGGCACAGAUGCCCGCUUCCACCGAGUCACGCACAGAGCCGCUCUCCUGUCCCAUAUUCGACCGUAGUACAACCGUAUCGGUGAUCGAUUCCAGUUCGUCUAAGACGGAGGGUGUUGACACUGUUCCUGCCACGCCUGGCAGUGCUGCGACAUCCGGCCACUCGGGACAUCCAGACCAAACCUCGCAGUCGGAAGCCUGCGCCAUCGUGGAAGUGGCCACAACCUACACAGCGGAGGUCCAGAUCCAAGAGCCCAAGUCGAAUGCGCCAGAAGUGAUACAGCCAGUUGCUGCUGCUCCUGUCCCAGCCAGCAUGUCUGAUCACAUCCUCUUUGAACAGACAGGACAGUCAAUCGCCGAUGCGCAACGAUCUAAUCUCUCAUCACCGGUCAUCGGAAAUGUCGAGGAGGUCUCACUUUCAGCUGGGCGAGGCGAAGUCAACGAUGCGUCAAAGGCGAGUGGCGUGUACGAUGUUGUCGAUGAGCACCUUGAUAAGCCUGCUGAAGUGAUUCAUUCUGCUAGACAUGAGGUUCUGCCUGUUGAUCAUGCUUUAGCGUCUGGUCCUCACAGUGAAGAGACGAGGCUUGCGCAUGAGGAGAUGAGCAAUAUGUCAGCGUUUGAGUGCCCGUUUCUGCAGAACCGCGAGUAG